AUGAAGACGGCCACCAAGACGGCCGCGACGGGCACCUCUCACCCCUCCUACUCCCACUCCUACCAGUCUCCUCUCCAGGCACAUUCUCCCUCACACAGCAGCCUCCCUCGCUCCUCCUCCCACUCACACCGGGCCCCGAAGCCGUCCCUAUCCACCACACCUCUAGCAUCGCCGCGAUAUCCCUACUCCGUCGGCCAAAACUACCCGCCCAGGAACUCGCCGCCGGCUCGUGCUCCCGAACCGCGGCCCUCGAGCCCCAACUACUUCGGCCUGGUCGUCGAGUCUACCAACGACCCCCGAGAGACGUCUCUUCCCGAGAGGAACAACUGGAGCCCACCCUCGUCCUCGGUCAAGUCGUUCGGCGCCGCCAUUCCCGCCCAGGUUCCCCUGGAAGCCAACCUCGAAUUCGAAGCCUUCAAGAGGCAGGCUGACGCCAACCGGGGCAAGUCCUUUGCCCUCCCGUCAGCUAGCCAUGUCCAGUCGGUCGCCAGUGCCGCCCUCGCGCGGCCCCGUCCGCCACGGUGGCACACGCACACGAGCGGUGCCGCUGGCGGCUUCCCGUUUGUCGACUCCGCCGCACCGUCCCACCCUCUGUCGACCAAGAUGGACGUCGACCAGGAUAGCUUCUAUGAUUCGGCCUACGUGUCGUCAGAGUCCAAGCGCAAUUCGGAGUCGUCGCUCUAUCCCAUCCAGCUCGGCGGGAUGCCUCGCCUCGAGUCCCCAGCCCCCAUGGAGAGAUCGUCGCUCAGCAGGUCGACCUUGACGCGGUCCGAGGACCGUGAUCCGCGAAUGUCGGUCAUGGAACACAAGGCUGACCCGCCGUCCCCCCCCCUGCACGAGAUCACCCGAUCCUCCACGUUGCCGACCUCGUUCGACACCUCGCUGCCAACCAUGGUCUCGGGCGUCGAGCUCAGGGAUACCAUGAAGGGUGCCGGCCAGGACCACGUCCUGCUGCUAGACAUUCGCUCGGCGCAGAACCACGCGACGGCUCGUAUCAAGGGGUCCCUCAACCUGUGUGUCCCCACGACGCUGCUGAAGCGGGCUACGUUCAACAUUCAGAAGCUCCACCAGACAUUCCAGGGUGGGAAUGGCUCGGACCGGUUUGCCCGGUGGCGCGACGCAACCGCUAUCAUCGUCUACGACUCGCACACGUCAGACCAGAGAGAUGCCACGGCGGCCCAGAACAUGAUCAAGAAAUUCACCAACGAAGGUUUUGCCGGCAGGACUUGUAUCCUGAAGGGAGGCUUCGCCGGCUUUGUCGACUCCUUCCCCGACAUGGUGGAGCGUGGGUCACCCGCUGCCGCCUCGGCGACGGGUACCAACCCGGCCGGCGGACGCCCAGACGGCAACGUCGCCCCCGUGAUAGGAGGCGUCACCCUGCCGUCCACUGCCGGCUGUCCCAACCCCUUCUUCUCCAACAUCCGGCAGAACAUGGAUCUCGCCGACGGCGUGGGGCAGUUUCCAGUCACCCGUCCCCAGGGCCUGAUGUCACCCGCGCUCCCAGGCUGGCUGCGCCAGGCAGCCUCGGAGCCAGACCAGGGAAAGAUGAUAUCGGAAAAGUUCCUCCAGAUCGAAAAGGACGAAAAGGCCCGCAUGCAGACCGCCUACGCCGCCUUUGACCCCCACACGGCCCAGCAGACCCAGACCGUCCAGAUCUGCGGCGUAGAGAAGGGCGGGAAGAACCGCUACAAGGACAUCCUGCCCUUUGAGCAUGCUCGCGUCAAGCUCCAGAGCAAGGCUGGCACCGGCUGCGACUACGUCAAUGCGAGCCACGUGCGGCCGUCGGGAAGCAAUAAGAGGUACAUUGCUACGCAGGGGCCUCUGCCUGCUACGUACGAGGAUUUUUGGUCCAUGAUCUGGGAACAGGACGUACGCGUCAUCGUCAUGCUCACGGCCGAGUCCGAGGGCGGGCAGCUCAAGUGCCACCCGUACUGGAAGGAGAAGGAGCACGGCCCCAUCCGUCUGAAACAGCUGUCCGAGAAGAGGGCCUCGCUAGACAUGGACAAGCACCGGGCUGAAGCGACGCCCACGCCCGGCUCUAACUCGACUGGGGAUGCCAAGCGGCGUCGGGCCAACACGACGACGACGGUGGAAUUCUCGACGCCGACCCCCCCUGCGACCACACCCCAGAAGGAUGCGAGCGAGACGCCCUACGUCAUCAUCCGAAAGUUUGCCUUGGUGCACGCUUCCCACCCCUUUGAGCCGAUGCGCGAGAUUACGCACCUGCACUUCCCAUCGUGGCCCGACUUUGGCACGCCCGCCAAGCCGUCCCACCUGCUGGGUCUGAUUGAGCUGGCCAACGUCACACAGAGGGCGUCGAUGCCGGUGGAGACGACAUCCGUCAUGGAGGGCCGAAAGAUGAGCGGGCACAUGCCCAACACGUGGCACGAUGAGCCCGAGGCGGACGCCAAGGCUCGGCCCAUGCUGGUGCACUGCUCUGCGGGAUGCGGACGCACGGGCACGUUCUGCACCGUGGACAGCGUGAUCGAUAUGCUCAAGCGGUCGCGCCAGGCCAAGAGCGCGGCACAGCGAGUGCAGAACAUGGACGAAGUCAUCGGUGACGGCGACAUCGUCGGGGGCCCCAUGGCUGACGGCGAGGUCACGGCUACCUCGGAUCUCAGGACCAAGCUGCAGCAGAAUCAGCCGCCCGGUGCCUCGACGAUCGACUCGAGAUGGCUGGGCGACGACUCGGUGGACCUGAUCCAGAAGACGGUGGAGGACUUCCGGCAGCAGAGGCUGAGCAUGGUGCAGAGCCUGCGGCAGUACGUGCUGUGCUACGAGACCGUUCUGGAGUGGGAGCACAGGAUGAAUGGGAGGGGCCUCCAUACCCGUCGAGCCCUGAGCGGAACGUGGGCGUGA
Messenger RNA from Geosmithia morbida, 2859 nucleotides. RefSeq lists its product as uncharacterized. Gene Ontology annotation, biological process: protein dephosphorylation. Gene Ontology annotation, molecular function: protein tyrosine phosphatase activity. The transcript has 2 exons. Bases 1 to 2859 code for a protein of 952 amino acids. The record is from RefSeq and is a predicted model, not a curated record. NCBI's taxonomy places the organism in Eukaryota, Fungi, Ascomycota, Sordariomycetes, Hypocreales, Bionectriaceae.